This is a messenger RNA of Diversispora eburnea, 408 nucleotides long. The record is from the annotation of a GenBank genome assembly. NCBI's taxonomy places the organism in Eukaryota, Fungi, Glomeromycota, Glomeromycetes, Diversisporales, Diversisporaceae.
UUAUGUAUGAAAAGAUUAGAUACAGAAUAUAGACUUUGCCUUGUUAAAUCAUUACAAGCAGCAUUUAGAAAAAGAUUACUCAUUCCCGGAGCAGCAACCAGUGAUAUAAUUAAUACAUAUAUAUCAACCAUCAAAUGUUUAAGAUUAUUGGAUCCAUCCGGUGUAUUAUUAGAAAAAAUCACUGAUCCUAUUAAAAAUUAUAUAAGGACACGACCAGAUGCAGCAAAAUGUUUAGUUACAUUUUGGAUGGAUGAUGAAAAUAAUAUUGAAUUAAUUGAAGAAUUGGGACGUACCGAAAAUCCUAUAGAAGAUCAUAUUGACAAUGAAUUAAAUAUAUCUGAUGAUAAUUGGAAAUUAUUACUAAUGAAAUUCAUAAUCAAAUGGCAACGUUAUUAUUAUCCAAAGUGA